AUGUACGAGCUCAACGACAGCAGCUUCGACCCCAUCACCUUCGUCCUGACAGGCAUCCCAGGCAUGGAGGAGUCCCACAUCUGGAUCUCCGUCCCCUUCUGCCUCAUGUACCUCACUGCAGUGUUCAGCAACUCAGUCCUUCUCUUCGUCAUCAGCACGGACCGGAGCCUCCACGAGCCCAUGUACCUGUUCCUGGCCAUGCUGGCCGUCUCUGAUCUCAUGCUGUCCACCACCACGGUGCCCAAAAUGCUGGCCAUCUUCUGGUUCAGCGCCAGGGAGAUUUCCUUUGAUGCCUGCAUCACACAGAUGUUCUUCACCCAUUUCAGCUUCAUCGUGGAGUCCUCUGUGCUGCUGGCCAUGGCCUUCGACCGCUACGUGGCCGUGUGUGACCCGCUGCGCUACUCGUCCGUCCUGACGCCCUCGGUGAUCGGGAAGAUCGCCCUCACCGCCGUCGUCCGGGGCUUCUGCAUCAUGUUCCCGCCCAUCUUCCUGCUGAAGCGGCUGCCCUACUGCGGGCACAACGUGAUGCCCCACACCUACUGCGAGCACAUGGGCAUCGCCCGCCUGGCCUGCGCCGACAUCAGAGCCAACGUGUGGUACGGGCUGACCACGGCGCUGCUCUCCUCGGGGCUGGACGUCGUGCUCAUCGCCGUGUCCUACGUGCUCAUCCUCCGGGCCGUGUUCCGGCUCCCGUCCCCGGAGGCGCGGCUCAAAACCCUGAGCACCUGCGGCUCCCACCUCUGCGUGAUCCUCAUGUUCUACGUGCCCGCCUUCUUCUCCUUUCUCACGCAUCGCUUCGGCCACCACAUCCCCAGCCGUGUCCACAUCCUCCUGGCCAACCUCUACGUCGUGGUCCCGCCCAUGCUCAACCCCAUUGUCUAUGGGGUGAAGACCAGGCAGAUCCGGGAGCGUGUCCUCCGCCUCCUCUGCCCCGCAGGGGAGUGUCCCUGCCCCGGCUGCGGGGGCAGGUGCUGA
Manacus vitellinus (golden-collared manakin) is the source of this 975-nucleotide messenger RNA. Its product is annotated as olfactory receptor 52B2-like. The record is from RefSeq and is a predicted model, not a curated record. Gene Ontology annotation, molecular function: G protein-coupled receptor activity; olfactory receptor activity. The coding region runs from base 1 to 975 and encodes 324 amino acids. NCBI's taxonomy places the organism in Eukaryota, Metazoa, Chordata, Aves, Passeriformes, Pipridae. Gene Ontology annotation, biological process: G protein-coupled receptor signaling pathway. The transcript has a single exon. Gene Ontology annotation, cellular component: membrane.